AUGGCCGAUUACAUGCCUGCUCUUCCUGCAUUCCUGCCCCAGCAAGACGGAUGGAGGCAUAGGCCAGCCCAAUAUCGGCACAACCCUUGUAUGCCCAAAGGAUGGUACCAAGACGGGCGAAAACUCCACAACGUGAAAACAGAAAAGGCUUUCGUCUGGCCAAAAGAUGGGAGAAAUGGUUCAAAAUGGGGUCGGCUCAAGGACGUACUCCAAAACAAAGGGCCGGAUAUCUUCGUCGCCUUUGGUGCUCACAAGGCAGACUGCGUGUCUAAUCGCCCAUCCCGAGCUCAAUGGGCCGGUCAUGUACACCUCGACGACCGCGGUACGACACUCGGUUUCAAUCCGCAAAAGUUUGCUCCGUGGACCGGAAAUGGUAUGCUCGGCGGAAGAGACGCUGGCCUCAGUUACGACUUUCGAACGCGGAAACAUGUGGAACCCAACACGGAUAUGUGGACAGAUGCAAUAUGGCAGGCAGAGCCAUACAAAAACAGAAAGUGGAAUAAUUAUCCGGAAGCUGUCCGCAUGUGGAACGGCCGCUGGGUCCAAGACAUUCAAUAUCUACCGUUUCCUUUUGGUAGACAUAAUGGAGUUUUCUGUGGGUAA
This is a messenger RNA of Pyrenophora tritici-repentis Pt-1C-BFP, 603 nucleotides long. RefSeq lists its product as uncharacterized. Lineage: Eukaryota; Fungi; Ascomycota; Dothideomycetes; Pleosporales; Pleosporaceae. The record is from RefSeq and is a predicted model, not a curated record.